Messenger RNA from Linum tenue, 360 nucleotides. NCBI's taxonomy places the organism in Eukaryota, Viridiplantae, Streptophyta, Magnoliopsida, Malpighiales, Linaceae. The record is from the annotation of a GenBank genome assembly.
CAACUCGUAAAAUUGACUUCUCUAUCUUCUUUUAGUGUGGCAUGCAAUAAUCUUUCUGGGAAAUGUCCCAAACGGGUUGCACAAUUUGCUACAUUCGAUGAGAGUAGCUAUGAGGGAAACCCUUUUCUCUGUUGCACCUAUCCACUACAGCCUUCUAAACCAAUAAUAGGGCUACCAACUUUCAACGAUGGAGAUGAUGAUGGUGAUGGAGGAGGCCUCAUUGAUAUGAAAAUUUUCUAUGUAACCAGUGGAGUAUCUUUCAUUAUGGCGUUGUUGAUAAUCGCGAGUGUUCUUUACAUAAAUCAACACUGGCGACAAGUAUGGUUUUACUAUGUCGAGAUCACCAUUACUAGUUGCUAA